This is a messenger RNA of Neogale vison (American mink), 706 nucleotides long. It is a transcript of the gene DYNLT2, whose product is annotated as dynein light chain Tctex-type 2. Bases 61 to 642 code for a protein of 193 amino acids. Gene Ontology annotation, molecular function: dynein intermediate chain binding. The record is from RefSeq and is a predicted model, not a curated record. The transcript has 4 exons. Gene Ontology annotation, biological process: microtubule-based movement. Gene Ontology annotation, cellular component: cytoplasmic dynein complex; cytoplasm. NCBI's taxonomy places the organism in Eukaryota, Metazoa, Chordata, Mammalia, Carnivora, Mustelidae.
CCGCCGAGGCCUUCGGGACGGGCUGGGGCUGGCCGCUGCGGGCGGUGGAGCGCGGGCCGCAUGGAGAGACGCGGGCGAGGCGCGAAGCCGUCCCCGAGCCCGGCACCUCAGCUGCAGCCGCCGCCUCGGAAGGACAGGAAGCCCAGCAUGUUCGAGAGGGAGGCCUAUACACAGAUUUUAAAAGAAAGACUGAGAGACUCGAUUCAUGACGUUCAGUACGUAGAGCCUCCGUUCGAUGAUUCAAUUGCUGACUUGGGUAAAGAGUGGAGGAGUGCCCUGGCAAAAUUAAAGUUUGCUAAUUCGUAUAGAAUGGAGCCGUUGAAAAAAUUCCAAGCCCAUUCCGUAGAAACUAAAGUCCAGCAGAUACUAACAGAAAAUCUUAAAGAUGUCAAAUACGAUGAUAAAGUCUUCUCUCGCAUGUCACUUGACUUAGCAGACCGCAUCUUGUCAGCAGUGAAAGAAUUUGGGUACCAGCGUUACAAGUUCAUUAUAAAAGUAUUAUUUAUCCAGAAGACUGGUCAGGCAAUACAUAUUGCCAGCAGGUGGAUCUGGGACGCUGCCUGGGACAGCUGGGUCGCGGCGAAGCACGAGACGGAAACGCACGUCGCCCUGGCCCUGGUGUUUGCUCUCUUCCGUGAAUAGCUUGUCACAGCUACGGGAGCGCCGGCUUCUCAGCUUCCGAGAUCCGUGGCUUUAAAGAUUUGCA